Spodoptera exigua (beet armyworm) is the source of this 2775-nucleotide messenger RNA. The record is from the annotation of a GenBank genome assembly. Lineage: Eukaryota; Metazoa; Arthropoda; Insecta; Lepidoptera; Noctuidae.
CGUCACAUGUUCCUAACGUCAAAUGCUUUUAAUUUUGACAUUGACGGUUAACAUACUUCAUUCCUGUAUUCGGAUUACAGUGUUAUGGUUUUUAAUAAAUUUUACAGAUCCAGUUAGAAUGGUUUACAAUUUAGGAUCUCUAAUUUGAAUUUUAUUUGAAGCUUUUGUUAUGUGUGAAUAUAUGAAGAAAUAAUUACGUCAAAAUGUUGAGUCGUUUUUCGGACGUGCUACAAACUGCGGCGGACGUUCUGGCACCUCCAGCCACACGGUUGGAGGAUUUUGAAUAUCAUUGGAAGAUGAUACUGAAUUUUUACCAAAAUUAUGACGAGAACAACAAACUGCAUGUUGAGGAGACCAGGAUACCGCAUCACCUGCACCAAAUGUUACAGUUGAUAGUGGACGAAGAGAAAGAACAGCAAGGUGGCACAGUGGGGCCAUGCAUGGAGGCUAUAGUCCAACGAUCUAUAUGUUUACUGGACGCCCUCUGCGCAUUGGCGGCGGCCGAGCGUCCCCCCGGCGCACGCGCACUCGCCCUCACUACCGGCACCGCACUCCUGCGCAGGACGAGGCAGCCCUGUGUUAACAGCGCGCAUGUUUAUAGGCCACUGCAGCGAAUGUUAAUCCAAUGCAACGAGAAUCCAGCGUCACCGACAGAGAAGGAAGAAGUGGAACUUUUGCUUACCCUUUGUGGUUUAGUGCGUAAAGAGCCAGGGCUAGCCAAUAUCUUCACGACACCCUUCGUUGAGGACAAGUCCACUUUACUUAGUAUACCUGAAGAUAUUCAGAAGUUAAUACCUAUUAGGAGUAAGAUACAAACACCAAAGAAGAAUCCACUAUUCGAAGUAGAGUUACCCCCGAAUCCUUUAAGAAAUGUAUCGAUAAUUCGAACAGGAAAAGAAGAUAACGCCACAUGUAGUAGUUCAGCUGAUGACAACGCUUCGUGCAGAAGCCAGAAGACAGUCUACGAUGAUAAUGACAAAUUCCUGCUUAUUGAUCUGCUGUUAUCCUAUUUGAAUAGUGCCGACAACCAAGUAGUUCUUCGUGCGUGCGAAGGUAUAAUGAUCGUGUCAUCACUGCCAGAAGAUGACAUAGCCAAUUUAGUGACAAGCUGCAGUCCUGCCUGCGAAACCAUCGUUCACAAGCUCGCUUCCAAGUACAAGAGCAUACCAGCUAACGUAGACCCCAGCGAUGUCGACCAUCUCAAUAUUACUUGGGCAUAUGUCGCCCAAGACUUUGGUGAUAAAUCGUACAGCAAGUUCCAUGGAUACAGAGAGCUGACUAGUUUCUUCUCUUGGUUGGACUACUGUGAUACUUUAAUGAAGGAAUGUCACCCGACUAUAGCGAGCCAUUUGUCCCGUACGUUCCGGCUGAACUUCCUAGAGGGCGCUGCGGAGUCUGGGCUCACGGACCUGCACCACGCCGUCCUCGUCACCGCCAUAGUCGCCAAGUGUCUCAAGGUCAUCGACUCCCCGGAUCUUAUCAAUGAGUUCUCGAAUUGGCUGGUGGGGGAAGGAGAGGUAUCAGAGUGGCCUCUCCUCCUGGCCCUCGUCAACAACUGCCUCACCGACAACCACGAUCUCACACUGGAAACACUACGCUUCUUCGAAACGAUUAUAGAGAAAGGCACAGAGCACAGUAUACACCGCGUAGUGCUGGCUCGGGUCAUAUCCCGCGGGUACUGCGCCCCUCCGCCCGCAUUUGACGACGACGAGAGGGACAGACUCAACGACAUGUCUAUUGGACGCGAGCGGGAGUAUAACAGGGAAGCGAUGAAACAGUUACAACACGAAGACCACGUGAACGAGCAGAUCACGGACAUACUGGUGCACGAAGGCCUGGAGCCCGGUCUGCGCCCCGAGCAUGACAACAUACACCGAGUUAUAAACAGUUUCCUGUUGCUUCUGCCGCGGGCCAUACUCUCCGACCCCGUGGGCGCCGACUACGAACAUUAUAUACACGAUGCCCAUAGACGUUAUCAGUACUGGUUAGACGCGACCUCAACGUUCAACUGGCCAGCGGACUACAACGGCGUAGAUACCACGGCCAGCUCAACACACAGCUACGACAGUCGACCUGAAGCCGAUAUACACCUAGACGAGGCCUUCGAGCCACUCAAACUCGAGCAAAAAGACCCCAAACAAUUCUCACAAAGACUUGUCCUAAGAUCCAGAGACCUUACCUCGCAAAAUUCCCAAACGGAGGAGGAAUUCGAUGAGGGACCCUUCUUCAAAAUGAUUUUCAAACUCCUAGCCAACAUGCCCUCCCAGCCUUACCAAGUUAAUUUACACCUUACGUCCAUAAUCUCCCAGUUAGCGUUAUUGCCACAUCCAAACUUGCACGAGUAUCUGCUUAACCCCAUGUUGCCUACCGCUAAGAAAACGCCGACGUUGUUCAAAACUCUCCAAGAGGUGGCGCGGCGGUUGACUAUGGAGAUACCGAGGUUAAGGAAUUUUAAGAAGAUCAUUGAGAAUACUCGGCUUUGGCUCAUGAGUGAGGAUCCUAGUUAUGAUGAAAAUGCCGACCAUAACCAGCUAGUAGAAAGCCUGAUAGUGCUGGAAGAGUUCUGCAAGGAGCUGGCAGCUAUAGCAUUCGUCAAGUAUCAACAUUCGUUGCAUAUGCAAAGGUAAGCUUCAAGUCUAUACGCAAACUGGUUGUAAGCUUGCGUAGUUCCCUUCGUAAACGUAAUGAGGAUAGACCUGCUUGGUGGGCGAUUCCGAACUGUUUUAAAUAUUUCCCCCGACCAAGAUUUAUAAUGCACAGCAAUUUCAUCUACUC